Messenger RNA from Penicillium alfredii, 1089 nucleotides. RefSeq names its product Drug/metabolite transporter. The coding region runs from base 1 to 1089 and encodes 362 amino acids. The record is from RefSeq and is a predicted model, not a curated record. The transcript has 3 exons. NCBI's taxonomy places the organism in Eukaryota, Fungi, Ascomycota, Eurotiomycetes, Eurotiales, Aspergillaceae. Gene Ontology annotation, molecular function: antiporter activity. Gene Ontology annotation, cellular component: Golgi apparatus.
AUGGCUUCAACAUGGGACGACAAGGAGGCGCCUCUCCUUUCGCGUUCUUCUUCCGAAGAUCUGGAGGCCAAUCAUUCUAAGAAGACCCGUUCAAGCGUCGAGCUCGAGUACCGCACCUCGACCACCGAGAAAUUCGUUUGGCUGAGCGCGUACCUGUUGUUCGGCAUGCUGCUGACGAUAUACAAUAAACUGGUUCUACAAAAGGUAAAAGCCCUCUUUAACUGCCCCUGGUUUCUGACUGGCAUGCACAGCGCCUUCGCCUCCGUUGGCACGCUGGUCUUGCUGAAACUGGGCUACUUCAAACUAUCGACCUUGUCGCAGCGCGACCACUGGUCUCUGUUGGCGUUUUCCAUGCUCUUUACCGUCAACAUUUGGAUGUCCAACGUCUCGCUGUCUCUGGUCAGUCUGGCGUUCUUCCAGAUCAUCCGUAACACCGCACCGGUGUUCACCGUUCUCCUCUAUCGUGUCUGGUACUCGCGCUCUUACUCCCUCGCGACGUACGUUUCCUUGCUCCCGAUUAUUGUCGGGGCCGCCAUGACCACCAUGGGCGAGUACCAGUACUCGGCAAUCGGCUUGAUUGUUUCGAUCGCGGGGGUUGUUCUGGCUGUGAUCAAGACCAUCGUGACCAACCGUCUCAUGACCCAAAGCCUCGCCCUGCCCAUGAUGGAGCUCCUCUUCCGCAUGUCCCCCUACGCCGCGCUGCAAUCCUUCAUCAUCGGCGCCUUCUCGGGCGAGGUCGCCACCUUCAAGCAGGCCAUGGCCAGCCGUACGACCCCCACCCUCCAGUGGACAGGCUCGUACACCACCGAGAUCGCUCUCUUCCUGUUCUUCAACGGUCUCCUCUCCUUCCUGCUCAACAUCUCUUCCUUCCAGACCAACAAGGUUGCCGGCGCCCUCUCCAUCUCGGUUUGCGGAAAUGUCAAGCAGACCCUCACCCUUGCGCUGGGAAUCUUCUUCCUCGGGGAUUUCUUGAUCGACUUCCAGAAUGGAACAGGUAUCCUUCUCGUGAUACUCGGGUGUGCUUUAUAUAGCAAGGCGGAGCUGGACUCCAAGAAACGCCAGAGCUUGUCGAAUUUGGCUGAGAAAUAG